Knipowitschia caucasica is the source of this 369-nucleotide messenger RNA. The record is from the annotation of a GenBank genome assembly. Lineage: Eukaryota; Metazoa; Chordata; Actinopteri; Gobiiformes; Gobiidae.
AUGAGUCUGCUCCUGUCUCCUGUGCUUCCUGACACAGCUGCAGCGCCUGUGGAAAGCCUCAAUACUUCAUCUCACUUUCACAGCUCGACAUCAGACCGGACGCUCCCUCCUCAGGGAGAAAACAAACCAUAUCUGAGAGUUUGGAGGCAGGAGACGGAAGGCCACGUCCAACCUGUGGCCUGGGGGCCCACUGUGGUCCAACCUGUGGCCUGGGGGCCGACUGUGGUCCAACCUGUGGCCUGGGGGCCCACUGUGGUCAAACCUGUGGCCUGGGGGCCCACUGUGGUCCAACCUGUGGCCUGGGGGCCCACUGUGGUCCAACCUGUGGCCUGGGGGCCAACUGUGGUCCUCUGUGGCCCUCUGAGUUAG